This is a messenger RNA of Giardia duodenalis, 1659 nucleotides long. Its product is annotated as Outer dynein arm-docking complex subunit 2. Bases 1 to 1659 code for a protein of 552 amino acids. Lineage: Eukaryota; Fornicata; Diplomonadida; Hexamitidae. The transcript has a single exon. The record is from RefSeq and is a predicted model, not a curated record.
AUGGAAGCGCCCCCCAACAUUAAUCUGAAGGUGGAUCAUACAUCCCACCUCAACAUCCACGGAGACAAUGAGCCUAAGACUCAGAAGGAUCUCCUCGAGCUCUCUCGUAAGUACAGGCACAUGGAAGGUGACCGCAAGAUGUACGCAGACGAAGCACAGCUGACGAUACGUCGCCAGAACCAAGUAAUGGAGCGUCUUACUAAUGAAAAUAACCAGCUUCGUGAACGGGUAGCCGAGGCGACCCACAAGGCGGGCGGCAACGCAUCUCGGUUUUCAGAGGCUGAAGCGCUGAUUGCGAAAAAGGCUCUUUUCGAGCAAAAGAUAGCUCAAGAGCGUGAAGCAAUCCGUGCUGUUGAGCGAAAGCUCAAGGCCGCCGACAAGGCGAUGGAUGAUCUGCGGCGUGAGCGUGCCACGGCAGAGGCAGCCAGACCGACUGCGGCAACGGUGGAGAAACACGUCGGCCUCUUGGAAAAUCGAUUGCAGCAGGCGUCAUGCAAAUAUAACGACAUACUGGCAGAAAACCGCAAGCUACGCUCUGAAAUCGAGAAUCUCCGAUCAGAGCAUCUUGCAUUCGAGAAGAUACAUUCUGGUUUGGUCAAGGAUUCAGAGGCAAAGAUAGCGGAGAUGACAAAGCUCAUGGAUCGCGCCCGCGAGGAGUUCAAACAUCGCGAAGACACGCAGGAGCAGCUUAUUAGGCUUAGAGAGCAAUCUCAAAAAGAAGCGAGCGCAUUCCAAGAGGAGUGGACAGAGCUGGGGCGCAUUUUGGAGCGAGACGCUAGGCGACGUCAGCUCCAACAACAACAAUUAGAACAGCAAAGACAGCACCUUCAGGACCAAGCAGCCACUAAGAUGAAUGCGACUGCGAAGUCUGAGGGAGAGUUGGAGCAAGCCGACAAGGUCAGUGACGAAGCAGCUUAUGAGCGGGCCUUCCGUGCUAUUAUUGAAAGCGGGUGCUAUCCUGCUGUCAAUCAGGCAAUUCGCGAAGCACAUGGAGACAGCAUACCGAACUACUCUUCAAUGCGCCUUACAGAGGGAAUGAUUAACCACAUUGUUGACUCGUUCAUAGUUGGAGAAGAGCAUAACUUUUCUCUCUUUACACUCACUAACGAGUUGAGAGCCGAAUUGGAGACCAAAGAAGAAGAGCUCUACAAGCUUAAGUCAGAUUUAGUAUCUGCGAAACGUCGCAAGCAGGAGGCAGAUUCAAACAUGAAAUCCGAGAUUCAAGCUUUGGAAUCACAGCUCGCAGCCAUCAAAGCAACCGGCGAGGGCUUCGAGCAACAGUUUGACAGGCUCAAUGCAAGCAUGAAUACAAUCUAUGAGCUAAUAGAGUAUAUCUUCCGAGAGUCUGGAUGUGAGAACAUAGGAGGAAUCAGUGCUAUCAGUGAUAACAUUGAGAGUAACUUUGUCACCAGUGAAAAUGUGAUCAUUCACCUCAGCGCCGUCGAAUCUGCAGUUGAUGGCUUGAUCGGGAAGCUUCUUAUGCUCCUAAAUACAAACGCUAUAUCCCGAGAGUCUGCGCGCGACAUCCUACACAUGGAGCUAAGCAACGACGUCGUCUCUACCCUUGCACCUGCCGCUGCCGCGCUGCUGAAAACGGUUAACAAACCUCUAGACGACCAUAUAAGCUUUGGAGAUUUUGCUGGUGACGAGCUUAUUUAA